Medicago truncatula (barrel medic) is the source of this 1320-nucleotide messenger RNA. Its product is annotated as F-box/LRR-repeat protein At4g14103. NCBI's taxonomy places the organism in Eukaryota, Viridiplantae, Streptophyta, Magnoliopsida, Fabales, Fabaceae. The record is from RefSeq and is a predicted model, not a curated record. The coding region runs from base 1 to 1320 and encodes 439 amino acids. Gene Ontology annotation, molecular function: protein binding. The transcript has 3 exons.
AUGGAGAGAAGGAUUCUUCGAAGUACAAAGAGAAGAAGGAUCUAUGAAGUUAAAAAUGAUGAAAAGGCUGAAAAUGGAGAAAUUGACGACAUGCUAAGUAAUUUCCCCGAUGGCAUUCUCCUUCACAUUUUGUCAUUUUUGGACGCAAAAUAUGCCGUUCAAACUUGUGUUUUGUCCACGAGAUGGAGGAAUCUCUGGAAACUUAUUCCAACUCUUAUUUUGCAUUCUUCCAAAUUUUCCACUCUGAAGCAAUUUUCCAAAUUCGUGCCUAAGAUUUUGACUCUUCGUGAUACCUCAAUUUCAUUGCACGCCCUUGAUCUUGACCGUCAUGGUCAUAUUGAGCCUCGAAUCCUUAAAAAGAUUUUAGAUUAUGUUUGCUCACAUAAUACCCACCUCCAGAAGUUAGAAAUCUCUUUACGUGGUGAUCAUCGUCUCAUUAUGAGAACUGUUUCAUCAUGUCAUGCUCUUACAUCUCUUAAACUUUCAGUUUGGAAUAGAGGUGGCUCUUGUGACAAUUCUGGAACGCGUUUUCCAAAAUCUUUGAAUUUGCCAUCAUUGACCAACUUAAAUCUAAAAGAAUUUAUCUUUAGUUGCGGUGAAAACAAUUGUGCUGAGCCUUUUUUCGGCUUUACCAAGUUGAAUAGUUUGGUCAUUGAUUGUUGUAGUAUUUGGGAUGCAAAAACCCUAAAGAUAUCAAGUGAGACACUUGUAAAUUUAACUAUGCACAAAAAUAUAUUUUACAUUGACAAAAUUGAGUUAUCUACUUCAAGUCUUUGUACCUUUACUUAUACCGAUUGUUUUAUUCCGAGAAUAUGUGGGACUGGUCUUGCUUCUGUUAAACAAUUCUAUGUUGUUGUAACAAUGGGUCAAUAUUUGGAGAAGCCUGGUAUGGUUCUACGCAGUUGGCUACUAGAUCUUGCCAAUGUAACAUCAUUGACCAUUUCUUCGACUACUCUUCAGAUUCUCUCCUUAGUUCCUGAAUUAUUAGAGCUUAAGCUCCCUUCUUUGUGCAACUUAAAGUCUAUGGAAAUAAAACUGGAACCACUUGAACGUUCUCGGGGAUUAUUCAACAAAGUGAAAGAUGAAAUGUUAAAGAAAAUUGCUGCCAAGUCAAUGAAACAAGUUUUCGAGUUACGAAGAGCAGGUUUGAAACCACCUCCCAUACCAGAUGGAAUAGUUGCCUUCUUGCUUCAAAACUCUCCGUCCGCAAAAGUUCACAUCACAACCAAGUACCCGGAUAUUUUUAAGAUUAAGCAGGAUGAUAAAUCAUCAAAUGAAGAUAAGGUGGAGAAGUGCCAAACUAACAUAGUAACUUCUUGA